CGACAGGGACAGUUUAACAACGGUUGCUAAAGGGGCCUGAAUUCACCGGCAAAAGUAGCGUAGAUUGACUUUACGACGUUACGAAGAACCGAUCUAGCCUUGGAGACUCUUCUAACCCCAAGGUCACGUUGUUUUCACUGAAGUGACCCACGCAAAAAUUUUAAACGGAUAAGAAACAAGUGGCAACCUCUGUCGCUAUGGCGAAGAGGUGCAAAUGGAAACGAUGUUCUCCUGACAGGUUUAGAGUCAUUUGAUGUCUCAGCAAUGGUGAAGAUGCCUGGUUCUAACACGUGUGGCACGGAUUUCGUGUAUGAGGUGUUAAUCUAACCGAACAAUACAGAUGGAGUUUGCCUUUAACAUCAAUGACUUGUUACUCGAUCCAAUUACACUCGUUGACGACAAGUUAGCUCCAUUUCGGUCGCGAAUUAAAAAUGACAGGUAUGAAUUUGCAAACAAGCAAUCUCAGCUAAAGACAGUGAUUGAUCACAUGGGAGAAGCUUCCACUAGGGCCCAAGGUCUGAGAGCUCCGAUUACAAGUGCAAUGAAACUGCAACAUUCAGAUCACAAGCUCUAUAUUAUGAAGGACUCAGCAGCAAAUAAUGGCCAAGGAGCAGUUGUGGGGAUUCUCAAAGUUGGUCAUAAAAAGUUGUUUUUAAUGGAUAUGCAAAGUGUGCAUUAUGAAGUUAAUCCUCUGUGUGUACUGGAUUUCUAUAUCCAUGAAUCUCGUCAGAGAACUGGUUGUGGCAAAAGGCUGUUUGAACAUAUGUUGAAGAUGGAAGGUAGAAUGGUUUAUCAUUUGGCUAUUGACAGACCAUCUCAUAAGUUUGUAUCUUUUCUAAAGAAAUAUCAUGGCUUCAAAAAUGCAAUACCACAGGCAAACAACUUUGUGAUUCAUGAACAUUUCUUCUCGGAUCUGCAGGCUGUUGGUCAUGUACCACGUCGAAGUCAUCGCCUUGCCAAUGCCAGUCAGUCAGAGAGGCCCCCAGUUCAUCCAUACAAAAGAACAAGUCAAACUGGUGACACUCCACCUCUGCUACCGCGGCGUCAGUGUUCUUCCAGUCGUCAGUAUAGUCGACCGAACAGUGGCAAAGAGUGUUCAUACGACACUGUACACAGCGUCGAAUCGGAGCCAUCAGCCUUGCAGCAAGUAAACAAUUCACUGCAAGACAUCAAUCUUCCUUCAAUAGUGCCCAAGCCUUCAUCACGAAACUCGGCACCAGGUUCACGGGGUUCCUCCGCGGGCCGGAGAUCUACGACAAGGGCGAUGGAGUUAGGAACACCAGAUGCAACCAAUCGCGUUCCCUCUGAGGCUUACAACGCGUCACGUGGUUUGGCGGCUCGCGCUACUUCGUACAGCCGCCACUCGAGCCGCGGGAACUCAGCUGACUUUCCAAAGACGAAAAAAGACGUCGUAGUUACGGGCACGAAAGUGAAUAAUAACUUUUAUAGGAACAAUAGCGGAGGAAGAGCACGUUCCCUGCAUCUCACUUCAGUGGAAAAUCCUUUCCUGGAACAGGGAGCAAUGGAAAAAACUUUCACACAGAGGAAACAAGAAAGAACAGAAAUGCAGGAACAAAUUGCCUCGACAAGAUUUUCGUCACAAGAAGGCCCACAGGAUCAGAACUCCUAUAUCACUGACAAAAAAGAAACAUCACAAGCAACACAACGAAGUGGAAUAACACCAUCGGGAAAUUUUACCGUGGGCACAAUGUUUAUGGCCCAUUUUGGUAACAGACCACCAUUCAUUGGAAGCUCCUGGAAUAUUUUUGGGGUACCGACCUAUAUGAAUAAGGACUCUAAUUCAGCUCCUUACGCGUACACGAGACGAACACAAAGUAGACACCACCCGUUUUGAGGAGUACACGUGUACAUAAUGCCCUCAUUGCUAAUAUCGGAUUGGUUACGCCGCCAUGGGAAACACAUCUUAAGUAGUCAAGGAGCUACGCAGUAGUGAUUACCUUUGAGUCUCCGGGUUAACCUUCGCAAUCCUGGCUCUUCAUUGUUUUUGUUUUUUUUGUUUUUUUUUUUUUUUACUGUCCGUUCAGAGUUUUUUUCCAACUAACUUUUAAAUAAUCGUCUGCCAAUGAAGAGCAAUUUUUUAAUUAAGUGUCGAAAGCAAUCCGAGAUAACUUCGGUUUUACUUGACUUUGAGUUUACCUUGGUUCCUGAUGUUUUCGUUCCGUCUGAUUUCUGUUGUCAUCAAUGUUAAAAAUUGGUUUUACGACACACUCAAAAUGUGCUUAAACCUGGUCAAUUUAUAUAAUUAAAAUUAUGAUAGUUUUUUUAACAAUCAGGAUCCAUAACAUGACUUCAUGUUACCAAAAGCCGCAAAGGUUGAGUGAGAGCCUCUGACCCGGCAUCUUUCCAUAGGCAUCCCCCUUUUCCCUGCCCCUGAGCAAGUAGAGGAAACGUUGCAAUCUAACUCCGCAUCGCCGCAUACCCAGUUGACAAGUCAUGGCAAAUUAAACCCUUAUCAAACCUAAAUUGAUAUGAUAUACAUUGAACUUCUCCCAUUGAAAAGACAUCCAUUGAAAACUUUCUCUUGAUGUAAUCCUAGAUCUCUCUAGCUUCCCUUGGGAAUUAAAGGUGGAGGGGGGGGGGGCAUUGGGAGUGUGCAAGAUGAUUUAAUGUGAGUUUUUUGAGUUUGUGAUCCAAUCCAUAUCGCAUCUAUAUAUCUAUAUUUUUUCCUUACUUCUUUUCAUUCGUAAGCAGUAAGUAUUUCCGUUCAUGUAUAUUGGGUUAAACAUGUGAAAAUAUAUAUAUAAAAAAAAAAAAGAGUGAGAAAUUAAAUCUGGGAUGACUUUUUUGUCGACGGACGCAGUGUGUCUGCUCCAAAAGUAGCAUUUGUGUGUAAUUUAUGUAUAACCCCUUAUAUACCCUCGGUGAAAGUGUUGUUUCCACUUUACUGGUAAUUUGGCUAGCGUGAUCAAAUGCAUGCUUAUUAAAAAAUGAAAUAUUUUCUUACAA
Molecule: messenger RNA, 2967 nt
Organism: Stylophora pistillata
Lineage: Eukaryota; Metazoa; Cnidaria; Anthozoa; Scleractinia; Pocilloporidae
Biological process (GO): alpha-tubulin acetylation
Cellular component (GO): microtubule
Molecular function (GO): tubulin N-acetyltransferase activity
Source: RefSeq, a predicted model, not a curated record